This is a messenger RNA of Molossus molossus (Pallas's mastiff bat), 2260 nucleotides long. RefSeq names its product E3 ubiquitin-protein ligase TRIM22-like. NCBI's taxonomy places the organism in Eukaryota, Metazoa, Chordata, Mammalia, Chiroptera, Molossidae. The coding region runs from base 200 to 1687 and encodes 495 amino acids. The transcript has 8 exons. Gene Ontology annotation, molecular function: zinc ion binding; protein binding. The record is from RefSeq and is a predicted model, not a curated record.
AACUUCACUUUCAUUUCUCAUUCCUCUCCAGUGGGGGAGCUCCUCUGUGGAAGGUUGUCUCUGGCUUGGUGUGUAAAUACUGACCAGACUUACACCUGAUCUCCACUGAAUUAAGACUCCUGUACAUCUACUGAAACCUUGCAGCAGUUGGUGAGCAGGAAGAGCCUCUGGAGUCAGGACAGGAAGAAGCCAGGGGAGCAUGGCAAUGGAUUCUUCACAAGUGAACAUAAAGGAGGAGUUGAUCUGCCCCAUCUGCAUGGAUCUCCUAAUAGGACCCCUGAGCCUGGACUGUGGACACAGCUUCUGCCAAGCCUGCAUCACUGCCAACAAGUCACUGAGCAACCUGGAAGGGGAAAGCCGCUGUCCUGUGUGCCAGAGAACAUAUUAUCCAUGGACCCUCCGGCCUAACCGGCAGCUGGCCAACAUAGUAGAGAAAUUCAGGGAAGUCAACGUGAGGUCACACCAGUGGCAGACGAGAAAUGUCUGUGAACGCCAUGGGGAAAACUGCCGCAACUUCUGUAAGGAGGAUGGGAAGGCUAUUUGCAGUCGUUGUGUCCAGGAGCACCAAGGUCACCAAAUAUCCCCCAUGGAGGAGGUGGUCAAGGAAUGUCAGGGGAAGCUCCAGGAAGCUCUGAAGAAGCUGACGCAGGAGCAGCAGGAAGCUGAGGAGUUAGAAGCUGCUAUCAGUGAAGAGAGGGAUACCUGGAAGAAUCACAUGCAGAUGGAGAGAGAGAGGAUUCUGAAAGGGUUUGAGGAAAUGAGAGGCAUCCUGGACAGAGAGGAGCGAAAGGAGCUAUACAGCCUGGAGGAAGAUGAAGUGAAUGUGCUGAUGAACUUGGCAACGGCUAGAGACGAGGUGGUCCAGCAGAGGCAAUACAUGCGAGAGCUCAUCUCAGAUCUUCAGCGCCAUAUGUGUGAAUCCUCAGUAGACAUGCUGCAGGAUGUGAUUAACGUCAUAAGAAGGAGUGAGAUCUGGGCUUUCAAGAAGCCAAAAGUCGUUCCAAGAAAACUAAAGACUGCAUUCCAAGUUCCAGAUCUGAGUGGGAUGUUGCAGACGUUUAAAGAGCUGACAGAAGUCCAAAGCCACUGGGUGGACUUGAUGCUGAAUCCACUCUAUGCUCUUUCGAAUGUUGUCGUUUCUGCGGAUAAGAGACAAGUGACAGUUGGGAACCGUUUUAUGUUUCAGAGUGCAUAUCCAUGUAAUUUUUCUGCUUUUGAUGUCUUGGGAAACCAGAAUUUUUCCUCAGGGAAAUAUUACUGGGAAGUUGAUGUGUCUGGGAAGAUUGCCUGGGUCCUGGGAGUAUACAGUAACACAAGUAUCCUCAAUAGCAAAAAAAGCUCUGGGUUUUUUCUUAACCCAAAUGUAAAUUAUCUAAAUGUUUACUCCAGAUUCCGACCUGCAAAUGGCUACUGGGUGGUAGGGUUACAGAACGGAUGUGAGUACAGUGCCUUUGAGGACUCUUCCACCUCUGAUCCCAAGGUCUUGACUCUUUCCAUGGCUGUUCCUCCCUGUCGAGUGGGGGUUUUCCUCGACUAUGAAGCAGGCACUGUCUCAUUUUUUAAUGUCACAAACCAUGGGUCGAUCAUCUAUAAGUUCUCUAAAUGUCGCUUUUCUCAGACGGCUUAUCCGUAUUUCAAUCCCUGGAACUGUCCAGCUCCCAUGACUCUGUGCCCACCAAGCUCCUGAACCUUCUCCUUCCCUCACCCACUUCUGUGUAGCUGCCCAUGUCCUGGGUUCAUCUUCUGCACCUGAGCUCACUGCUCUGUUCACACCAUUUCUUCCUUGCUGUCUUCUUUUUUAGAACAUUUAUUGGGUUAGAAAAAGAAAAACCUUAUUUACUAAUUUACCUUUUCUGUAUUCUCAGUGAAAGACAUCUAAUCCCUUCUAAAGACAGAGAAGUAUUGGUAUAACAAGUCUGCCUUCACAUUUCUCUAUAUUCUUCUUUACCUUAGGACAAUGCAUAAUCCUGCCACCCACCACCCCCAACUAAGGAGCGUAUGAGUGUAUGUCUGUUUGUUACCCAACAUACAGUAGGUUAUUCAGAUAGUUUAGGGAGAAAAAAAGUAAAAUAUAAAAACUUUUAUUUAGAGUGUUUGAGUUAAAAUUCUGUAUCUUCUUUUACAUGGCAUGUAACAAUAAAUAAAAUUUUGUUUCUUUUUAUGAGACACAAAUUAUGAUAUUAAUUUGUACCCAACUCUUAAGAUUUUGUGUAAAAUUGCCACUCAAUGUAAAGGGUCCUGUACAGCAUAAUAAAUAUUU